AUGCACAAUGAGAAUGGGAAUCCCGUAGGCUCAAAUGGAGCCAACGGACGAAUUCCUCACCCUCUCUCGAAAUCUUCGACAGCCGAUCGUUCGAACGGAGAUCAGGUUCAGAUGCCCGCCGGCUUCAGUGCUGAUGCGGGAAACCACAGCAGACGCCGUAUUAACAUGCCGUCAAUCGACACGGCGGCGAUGCACCAGGAUAAUGGAAUGGCUUCCCCGGGAACUGGAUACGACAUGUUCACUCCUCUGCUUCCUUCUCAACUUCUACUUGGAUCCCCUUUCCAGCCAUCCCCGCAAUUUCAAAUGCACGGUGGCUUCACUCAACCCAACCCCGGCCCCCUUUCCCCAACCUUCGGAAUGACGCCUGGUGGACUGAGCUCACCUACGGGGUUUAAUCAACAAUUCGCCUCCUAUUACCAGCAGAGCGUGCAGACACCUACUUCUCCCAUGGCAGCCUCCCCCGGUAUGGUAGCUGGUACUUCCCGAACGGUUUAUCUGGGAAACAUCCCACCGGAGACCUCCGCCGAAGAAAUUCUCGGUCACGUGAGGUCUGGACAGAUUGAGUCAGUCCGCCUUUUGCCCGACAAGAACUGUGCUUUCAUUUCCUUCUUGGAUCCUGCCUCUGCUGCCCACUUCCAUUCAGAUGCUAUUCUGAAGAAGUUAUCUAUCAAGGGCCAGGAUGUCAAGGUUGGCUGGGGAAAGCCUUCACAAGUUCCAACCUCGGUUGCCCUUGCUGUUCAGCAGUCCGGUGCUUCCCGUAACGUAUACCUUGGUAACUUGGCCGAGGAUGUUACCGAGGAAGAACUUCGUGAAGAUCUCGGAAAGUUUGGUCCUAUUGAUACUAUCAAACUCGUUCGGGAAAAAGCUAUUGGCUUUGUCCAUUUCCUCUCCAUCGGGAAUGCGAUCAAAGCUGUAAACCAGCUUCCCCAAGAGCUGAAAUGGCAGACACCACGUAGAGUGUACUACGGAAAAGAUCGUUGUGCAUACGUGUCAAAGACACAGCAGCAAAAUGCCGCGCAAUAUCUCGGAAUUGCUCCGGGCUUUUCGAACAUCCUCAAUGGCGCUGAUAGAGAGAUGAUUUCCUCUGCUCUUGCUCAACAGUCUGUUGCAGCUGCUGCAGUUGCUACAUCAGCUGGGGGGCCCAACAAUCUUGGAAACAGGACUGUAUACCUUGGUAAUAUUCACCCGGAGACUACCAUCGAGGAGAUUUGUAAUGUUGUUCGUGGGGGGCUUUUACACCACAUUCGGUACAUUCCUGACAAGCAUAUUUGCUUCGUAACAUUUAUCGAUCCUACUGCUGCCGCUAGCUUUUACGCCUUGUCGAAUCUGCAGGGGUUAAUGAUUCAUAAUCGCCGUCUCAAGAUUGGCUGGGGUAAACAUUCAGGUGCUCUUCCACCUGCAAUUGCUCUUGCUGUUUCCGGGGGUGCAAGCAGAAAUGUCUAUGUUGGGAAUCUUGACGAGUCGUGGAGCGAAGAGAGGCUCCGUCAAGAUUUUCAGGAGUAUGGUGACAUUGAGCUUGUCAACGCACUUCGGGAGAAGAGCUGCGCAUUUGUCAACUUCACCAAUAUCGCAAAUGCAAUUAAAGCGAUUGAAGCAAUGAGAAGCCGUGACGAGUACAAGCGAUUCAAAAUCAACUUUGGGAAGGAUCGAUGCGGAAACCCUCCAAGGCAAAGCACUGGUAACCAAGCAGGCACACCUACAUCUGCAACCCACCCCCCAAUGCCCAGCUCCAGCCCAGUCAAUGGUGGUCUUCAGCCUGGAUCACAGUCGGGGUCUGGUGGAAGCCCUGCCCAGCUCAGCCCGUCCGGUAUGCCGAGCUCAAACAGCCCCAACAUGCUCGGAACACCGACAACCCCGAAUAGCAUGCAGCAGCUCAUGAACAACGUCGCUGCAAACCCUCUUCAGGCGUACUUGGUUCAGCAGCAGCAACAGCAGAACGAUGCCAUGUAUGCAUCGUCGCUGCAACAACAGAUCGCCGCUGCUCAGGCCGCCGCGGCGUAUGGUCAGCAAAACCAGAUGGAUCCUUCUGGACAAGUGCCUACACAAGCCGUCGACAACAUGGGCCAGAAUGGUCAAAACAUCAAUGGACUCGGGCUCGCGGGCCUUGGAAUGCAGAACCAGAAUCUACGGAUUGGCGGGCAGCACAACCGUGCCUUGAGUAUGCCUGUCUUGAGUCCUCAACAGGGACAAAACGGACUUGGAAUGAAUGGAUAUAAUAAUGGGAUGAACAACGGUAUGGGUGGUUGGGCUGAACAGGAUGAGGGCAUGCAUUAG
Morchella importuna is the source of this 2274-nucleotide messenger RNA. RefSeq lists its product as uncharacterized. The transcript has a single exon. Gene Ontology annotation, cellular component: cytoplasmic stress granule. The record is from RefSeq and is a predicted model, not a curated record. The coding region runs from base 1 to 2274 and encodes 757 amino acids. Gene Ontology annotation, molecular function: mRNA binding. Gene Ontology annotation, biological process: mRNA splicing, via spliceosome. NCBI's taxonomy places the organism in Eukaryota, Fungi, Ascomycota, Pezizomycetes, Pezizales, Morchellaceae.